Cuscuta epithymum is the source of this 2295-nucleotide messenger RNA. The record is from the annotation of a GenBank genome assembly. Lineage: Eukaryota; Viridiplantae; Streptophyta; Magnoliopsida; Solanales; Convolvulaceae.
CUUUUUAAGAGAAAAAAGUGAAAUCAAUCAUUCAACCCCAAAUUAAUUAGCGCUGAGCGAUCAGACAGACGCGAAAAUGAUGGAGACAGGGUCCCGACGCCGCACUUGUCUUCUUCUCCUUCUUCUGAUCACUAUUCCCGUGCUGCUGGUAAUAGCUGCCGCCGCACCACUUUCUUCUCAACAACAAGCGGCCAGCAACAAGGGGUUGAAAACUGCGACUUUCCGGUCACCGGCGUUUGAACUAGAGCCCGGAUCAGUGGCAAACAAAUACUUUUACAACCUGGGCUUCCCCAAAGGGCAUAUUGCAGUGAAAGGAUUCGACGCAGAAGUGGUGGAUGAGGCCGGAAACUCCAUCCCCCUCCACGAAACCUAUCUGCACCAUUGGCUUGUGGGGAGGUACUACGUCCUGAAAGGCGGCGCGGAUGAAGCUCGAUCCGGUUACAUUUCGGCGGGCAACGCAGGGUUCUGCCGCGGCCUCCCGCAGUAUUUCGGGCUGGGAUCGGAAACAAGGAAGACGGAUACCCGCGUCCCAGACCCGUACGGAAUAGAAGUGGGGAGGGGGGAAGACAUCCCGGAGGGGUACGAGGAGGGGUGGCUGCUUAACUUGCACGCGAUUGAUACCCGGGGAGCGGUGGAUAAGUUGGGGUGCGCGGAGUGCAGGUGCGCGCUGUACAAUGUGAGCGUGGACGAGAAGGGGAAGGCCCUGGAAAAGGGUUACGUGGGAGGGCUGGCAUGUUGCUAUGACGGGACGAGGUGCCGGGUGAACGCCACUGAGGCUGCAGGAAGAGGAAGAAGACGACGCCUCUAUCUCCAGUACACUGUCACCUACCUUAACUGGGAUUCCUCCAUUCGCCCACUCAAAAUUUAUAUUUUUGAUGUCACGGAUUCAUGGAAUAUGACCACUCCAGCCUCCCAAGGCCACCACUGCAAGAUUGAGUUUGAUGUUGACUCUUGCUCUGCUCAACUGCCCAAUAAUGAUGAAUUAUGCAUUCAUACCCGAACUGCAAUUUCAAGUUUGCCCAUUGGAGGAGAUCUCAUUUACGGUGUGGCCCACCAGCACACAGGAGGGGUUGGCUCAGCUCUCUAUGGGGAGGAUGGACGGACACUAUGCUCGUCGGUUCCGAUUUAUGGAAAGGGCAAGGAACCAGGGAAUGAAGCUGGGUUCAUUGUUGGAAUGAGAACAUGUUAUCCUCAGCCUGGCUCCGUAAAGAUUGCAAAGGGCGAAAAGCUGACCAUUGUAUCUAACUAUAGUAGUACCCAGAGCCACACCGGAGUCAUGGGCCUGUUCUACAUUUUGGUUGCUGAACCAUUGCAGACAGAUGGGGCAGUGAACCCAAUGUAUGGUAUUUGGGGUUUGUUAGCAUUGUGUGGAGUUGCGGUGCUUCUUGUUGGUGCUGUACUUGUUAAAAGGAGUUGGGGCAGAAAAGAUGGCUAUGAAUCUCUGAUUGCUUGAGGUGGCAUUGAAUACAUUGUCAUAUUUGGUUGUCACAUAAUUGUAAUGGAAUACCUUUUCCCCUUAAUCAACCCGCUCUGUCUUUAGCUAGUAUUUAGUAUUAUGUGAUCAGAUUCUUCGAUCUUUUGAAGAAAAACUGUUCAAUAUUACUCUUGUGCGAGGAAUAAAGCCUUUAUGCCUGUUCGGGAUGGUUGUAAGUUUUUUUUUUACAAUUAUAAAUGUUGCGUGUAAUAUACGAAAUAUAUAUGGAGCACGCCAGCAUGCUCACUAUGGAGCACGUUGGUGUGAUAAAUGGUCCGAAUUCUCUCACAUUUUUAGAAGAGUGAAUUAUGGCCAUCUAUUAAGUUGGCGUGCUCUAGAGUGCAUUGGCUUGCUCCAUAUAUUUACUGGUGUAAUACAUGGCAUAGAUCAAAUCAAAACUUUCUAUACUUAUUUGAAGGAAGAAGUGACAUAUAAACUUUCAAAUUAUAUCGAAAAAUUGAACCAAGCACUCGAGCCUUAAAAACCCCAAUCAAGCUCGUAGAGUUUACAAAAGUAUUGAAAUGUCUAAUUUAGCUGGUUAACAUCCAUUUAGGUGAUUUCAAUGUUUGCAUGGAUAGUCCACUUGGUGUACCAAGUGUUUAUUUUCCCGUUUAUAUGUGUUUAGAUUUACACCAAGUCCCACAUCCCAAAGUUGAUUGGGUCAACACUAAAUCUGUCUAUAUCUUCUUCAAUUGUCUGCCGAAAUGCCAUGUUCAUCUACAUCGCUGACGGAAAAGGUGUAGGUGUGACUUCUCUUAGCUUUGCUAUGAGCCCCCGUGUACCCCCGAUGUGGUUUGGAAGCUCUACUUUGCAUUGCUAGA